CACUCCCUCCUCACCCUCAUCGUCUCGUGCUUCUCUUGUGCGCUCGCACGUUGGUGUUAGUUGAAGCCCUCGCUCUUGUUUUGCAUUAUCGAAUCCUUGCGCAAACACAGCAUUACAGAGCCCGAAGGAAUUAUUUGCUUUUAUUAGCCAGAGGGAGCCGUCGACGAAUCCGACCGAGAAACCCGCAAUCGCAAUCGCAAGCGCAAUCGCAAUCGCAAGCUCGCCCCAGUCGCAACCCACAAUUGAAGCGCAAAGCUCUGCGGCGGUUUACCAAUUCCUUCACUUUGCAAGAGUCUCUCACGUGCGCGCCCAUCAACAACAGCCCGACACAAUCCAGGAGGAACAAUACGGGUCCGCGGUGGACGAGCGCGUCCUGCCUCACCCCCAGAUGGCGUGAAUGGCGUCGGAGAUUGAACACCAUCAUGGCCAGCCCACAGCUCCCACCGGCAGCAUCGGCGGAAGCAACGCCGACACCGCCUUCGACGAGCCACGCACCAGCCGAAGCUUCACCGACUUUAAUGCUGCUCCACUGACUGUGUCGACAGAUUGGAGAGAGGAGAGCAGACAGGCUGGGAAGCGUAUCACAGCCGCGGUGGGCGAGCACCAGAACCAACUCGGAUUCCCCUCCUUGGGCGACGACGACGACGACGACGACUCCUCUGCCGCCACCACCGCCAGCGCCGAUAAACACUACCUCCACGUCAACGGAAACGGCCAUGGAGGAAGUAACAAACACGGCAGCGGCGGCUCGGAAGACGGGAUCGGCUCGGGCUCCGAGACCAUGACGUCGCCGUCGGUGACGUCGCCGCCGUACUGGGCCCACGGGCACGGCCGGACCGUGUCCAACGUGUCGGUCGAGAGCGUGCUGCCCGCGGGGGCCAUCACGCUGCAGGACAACGAGUGCGACGACGACGAUGACCAAAACCGGCGCGCCGCCAACGUCAUCGGCCGCGACCGCAACCGCGCCUGCUGGGCCAAGAGCGUCGAGAUCACCGACUCGGUCAUGGUCAACGGCAGCACCACCAACAUUGGCGCGUUUGUCGUAUGGAAUAUUCGCGUCCAGACGCUCAAUGGCUCGCACAUGAACAUCCGGAAGCGGUACUCGGAGUUUGACGACCUGCGCCGCCGGCUCGUGCAGACGUUCCCCGGCUUCGAGGCCGCCGUACCGGUCCUGCCGCCCAAGAGCAUCCUCUCAAACUUUAAGCCGCGCUUCCUCGAGAAGAGGCGGGCUGGUCUGCAGUAUUUCCUAAAGUGAGUGGGAAGUGACUUUGUUCUACCUACCUACCUGCCUGUACAUUGAUCGAAGUAAGCGGACACCAAAGUGGCCAAAAUUCACUAACACGUUUUUUUACCCCACGAAAGCUGCAUACUCUUAAACCCGGAAU
Molecule: messenger RNA, 1385 nt
Organism: Lasiosphaeria miniovina
Lineage: Eukaryota; Fungi; Ascomycota; Sordariomycetes; Sordariales; Lasiosphaeriaceae
Product: Phox domain-containing protein
Exons: 2
Coding region: 398-1255 (285 amino acids)
Biological process (GO): autophagy of mitochondrion; reticulophagy; piecemeal microautophagy of the nucleus
Cellular component (GO): early endosome; phagophore assembly site
Molecular function (GO): phosphatidylinositol-3-phosphate binding
Source: RefSeq, a predicted model, not a curated record